Trypanosoma rangeli is the source of this 346-nucleotide messenger RNA. RefSeq lists its product as uncharacterized. NCBI's taxonomy places the organism in Eukaryota, Euglenozoa, Kinetoplastea, Trypanosomatida, Trypanosomatidae. The transcript has a single exon. The record is from RefSeq and is a predicted model, not a curated record. The annotation marks the transcript as partial.
AUGCUACUCGGCACCCAACGGCGCGGCUCGCCCCAUGCUGCGCGUGGGCGGUGUCGCCUUAGCGGAGGGCCGCCCACCGCUACUUUUGGGAUUUUUUAUCCACCCAUUGCGUGGGGGUGGCUUCCAGGCGUGGAAACUAUCACCGCUGCAACGGCACGGCUGGGGAAGACGCAAGCGAUGCCUACGACAAGGUGGAAGCGUAAAUGCGAGACGCUUUGCUUCCUGCAAAGGGCCUUCGUUGAGUUCAAACCCCUGUGCGAGGCAGCGGCGCCGUCGAAUUUGACGUGGCUAGAAGGGUUCCAAAUUUUCACCGCCAGCGCCAUUGCAGGCACUUCAGUUGGAAUUC